Messenger RNA from Cyprinodon variegatus (sheepshead minnow), 4748 nucleotides. It is a transcript of the gene tecpr2, whose product is annotated as tectonin beta-propeller repeat containing 2. The transcript has 27 exons. Bases 181 to 4224 code for a protein of 1347 amino acids. The record is from RefSeq and is a predicted model, not a curated record. NCBI's taxonomy places the organism in Eukaryota, Metazoa, Chordata, Actinopteri, Cyprinodontiformes, Cyprinodontidae. Gene Ontology annotation, molecular function: protein binding.
AGUUUGACGGUCUGAUUCAGACAGCUACUGUACAUGCUGGGCGAUGGCACCUGUCCGCAUUUAAAACCCACUCCAAGAAAACUCCAGGGGUUAACAUCUGGAUGCGUCCUCCGCCAGACUGGGCUCCCAGUAGGUCUGAAAUGAUAACCAGAAGCUGCUAAGUCAUCCCAGCGAAAAACCAUGGCGACACAACCAACUUCGGUUUCCAUCCUGAGGGAGUUCUGUCCGCUGUACUAUCUGCUGAAUGCCAUCCCUGCCAAGGUCCAGCGGGGCUUCCGGUCCGUCCUGGUUUACCUGACCGCCCUGGACAGCAGCUCUGACUUCCUGGCAGUGGGAAGCAGCAUCGGCAUGCUCUACCUGUCCUGCCGUCGGGUUGCUCAGAUGAACAAGUACAGCGUAGAGGGAAAAUGUGAAGCCAUCACGGCAGUAAAGCUGCUCAGCUGCUUCGAUGAUCUGGUGGCUGUUGGAACAGCUUUGGGUCGGGUCGUAGUCUUCCAGCUGGUGUCCCCGCUUCCUGGACGCAACAAACAGCUCAGGCGUUUCGACGUGGUCAGCCUCCAUAAAGGCUCUAUCACAGCUCUGACCUGGAGCGCCAACGGAAUGAAGCUGUUCUCUGGAGAUGAUAAAGGACGGGUCGUGUUUUCUGCUCUGGACUUAGACCAGGGGGUGUGUAAACCUGUGCUGCUGCUAGAGGAGCCAUCAGGCGUGGUUCAGAUGGAGUAUAGACAUCAGGUGCUGCUGGUCUCAACUCAACAGAGAUCCCUGCUCUACUGUACUCAGACACAGGAAGUGCUGCAGCUGGGCACCAAACCACGCAAGAGAACCGGCAGGUUUGGAGCUUGCUUUCUGCCAGCGCUCUGCAAACAGAGCGAUCUUCAGGUGUACGCCGCCCGACCCGGACUCAGGCUGUGGAGGUCUAAUGUUAGAGGAGAGGUGGAGCACACGCGUCUGCUCAGAUCAUUCUUUGAAAAACAGAUUCCCCAGUUUGAGCUGUUUCCCCGUCCUGGUCCAAUCGGAGCGUACCGUCCAGCCGACAGACAGCUCGGCCUGCUCAGCUGUUUUCUCAAAGAGGGUUGGAUCCUGAGCUGGAACGAGUACAGCAUCUACGUAUUUGACUGCCUUAACGAGGUUAUAAUCGGUGCUCUGGAGAGCAGCGGAGACAUCGUGUCUGUAUCAUCUUGUGACAAUGAAAUCUUCAUCCUGAAAGGAGACAGAGAGAUCAUCCGCCUCUCCAACAACCCAGAGGGGAUCGCUACCAACAUGCUUUCAGCUCAUCUGUCUUCACCUCUGACCACGCCCACAAUUGUUCAGCCAACCGGGUCAGUGGAAACAGUCCAACCCAUCAGAACAAUGGCCAUCAUCGUAGAAGGGGGCGCUAAAGAGGAGGCCGGGCGGAGCGAGAGGCGGCCUGAGGAAGGAACAGAUGAGGAAGAGGAGGAGGAGGAGGAGGAGGGAGUGGAAGAAGUUGAAGAGGCUCUGGAGCAGGCGAGCCCACUGAAGGUGAUGAAGUCCAGCCCUUUGUUCAGUAGCUCCCGUUUCCGCAGCAGCUCGGUGACGGCCUGGGACGCCCCCAGUUCAGCCGCUCCAGCAACAACUCCCCUCAGCACAUCCUACGAGCUGGGAUGCAGGCGCUACAGCGCCCCCAUAGACCAGGAGAGGAUGCGCCAGGAACUGGUGGUGAAACCCAUCAGAGUGAAGAAGAAGAAAAAAAGACACCAAGACCUCUCCUUAGACCGCAGCACUGGAAGCCAUGUUGAUCAGGGCAGCUGCUCAGAUUCAGUGUUUGGAGUCCAGGACAGUGAUGGAGAAAGUGGAACGCCUUCAAGUGACCAUGCUUUCCUCAUUGGUGCUGAUGCUGAGAGCCAAGACCAACAUAUCAAUGACCAGAAGUCUCAGGAGAUGGAAGACACCAGAUCAGGAAAGGGUCUGAAAGACGGCGAGGAGGCGGAACCUUGCUCCACUCCGAAUCCAGGGUCUCUGCUCCUGUCGGCUCCCAAGGACGAGCAGAACCCAGAGCGUGCUCAGAGAGGUGUUUCUGAGGAAGACGAUCUUCCACCAACCCCAGAUGUUGAUGAACUGCUGGAAUGCACCUUCUCCUACAUGAAGGCUGAAGAUGACGGAGCGGAGCAGAGGCCAGAUGAAGAUAGAAAGUUUCCCUGCAGCCCUCCAGCAUCCAGAGCCCAGACGGAGGAGCACCCUCUUCUUCCACCUGAGAUGCCGGAGCAGAUGAUUUCCUUCGAUGACGCCAAUCCGCACAGGAAGCCCAGCAUGUCCAGCGACGAAGAGGGAGACAUCUACCGUCACUCUGCUCCUGCUGUGAGUGGAGGAAACAGCCUCAGCGAUCCCUCAAAGGAGGCAGAGAGGACCGCAGACAGGGAGCAGGGGAGCCAGGAGAGGAGCAGGCCUUACGCGUUGGCAGAAAGCUGGAUGGGAUACUCCGGACCAGGAUGUGGAAUACUGAGUCUGCAGGUGACGGACAGGCAUGUGUGGUGUUUGGACUUCAAAGGAGGACUGUUCUGCAGCCCUCUUCCUGAAACCGGACUCCGAUGGCAGCGCUUUGAAGACAGCGUCCACCAGGUGGCGUUAUCCCCUUCAGGUAACUUGCUGUGGAAGGUGGAGCAGAAAACCAUGACGGCGUUCGCCUGCGCUAAAGUAGCGGUUAAAGGAAAACGCCACUGGUAUAAAGCUGCAGAGCAGACGGCCUUCGUGGCUCUGAGCGACGACUCUGCUUGGAUCAUCAGGACCAAUGGAGAUCUCUACCUACAGACGGGUCUGAGCAUAGAGCGUCCCUGCGCUCGCUCUGUCAAAGUGGACUCCCCCUGUGUGUUCAGCCAGGUGUGCGUGAGGGCAGGUGUGGUCUGGGCCCUGAGUGAACACAAGGCUUUGUUCUACAGAGAAGGACUGAACAGCUACUGCAGUGAGGGGGAUGGCUGGAAGAAUGACACCGUCAGCGAGGCUCAGGGGCUGGAGCUCAUCUGCAUUGCUCUCGGAGGCGGAGGAAUAGCCUGGGCCUUAGAUGCCAGCGGCAGCCUCUGGUUCCGGACCGGCAUCCGUCCGUCCAAACCGCAGGGCGACGACGACCACUGGUGGCAGAUCAGCAUUUCUGACUACGUGGUCUUCGAUCAAGGCAGUUUUUUCCAGACCCUGCUUCAGGCCACACAGAGUGUUGCCACGGUAACCAGGGGCCCUGUGGAGCGGGUGGUGGCCUUCCUGUCGCAGUACUCCCAGUGCCAGCCGAGCCUGGUCAGUGCCAACCCCUCUGGAGUGUGGGUGGCAUCGGGGCGGAACCAGCUGCAUCUGGCCCGUGGAAACCUCAUAGGAACAUUUUGGCAGAACGUGGUCCCGAGGGGAACUGUUUCAGCCACCAGAUGGACCUUCAUCACAUCCUCCUCUGUGCCGCAUAAAGAAGGUACGUUCCUGUGGCUGGCCCAGAGCAGGAAGGAUCUGUUCUGUGUGUGGGAUCGAGACGGAGAGCUCCGUCCUUCCUCUGUCCCUCUACCUCCAGAGGUGGAGAUGACCCACCUGUCCGCCUGCCAUGAUGCCCUGUGGGGGCUUGACAUCCAUGGCCAGGUGAGCAUUCGGACCCUGUCCCCGUCCUGCCCCGUCGGUUUGCACUGGACCCUCCUGGACCUCAGCCAGCUGGGAAGUGUUCGCCUGGUUAGCAUCAGCUGUGGCAGCCAGAACGUUUGGGCUGUGGACAGUCGAGGACUGGUCUACUUCAGAGUGGGAACUCAGCCGCUGAACGCCAGCAUGAUGAUGCCCGCCUGGAUCUAUAUCGAACCUCCCUCACAGCCAGUAGGAGUACAGCUGGUUAGUAUCCAGACCAGUCCGAAUGAUCGUCUCCUUUGGGCUCUGGACAACAGGGGAAGUGUAUUUGUCAGAACUGGGCUCAGUGAGGAGAUGCCUGUUGGGACCGACUGGGACCUGGUACCAGGUCUGGCUGUCAGUCAGCUGGUCGUCAGCUGUCAGACCGUCUGGGUUCGGUGUGUAAACGGAGAGCUGGCUCGGCGUUAUGGAAUAUCCAACCGGAACCCCGCUGGAGAUUACUGGAAGAAGAUUCCUGGAAACACUAACUGGUUUACUGUGACUCCAGAGGAGGAGUUGUGGGCGGUGACUCCCGCUGGGGGAUUGUGCCGUCGGCUGACUAAGCUCCUCCCUCAGUUACCCACUGCCCCCCCACCCUCAGGCCCCGAAGAUGUUGAAGAUGAAUGGGAGCUCAUUUGACCGCUGACAUCAUCUCUGUUUGCCGCUGGGUUCCGGACUGGCUCGGCUCAGAAGGAUGCUGUGAUGUCACUGCUAUGGCUCCUCCCAUCGAUAACCUUUACUCUCAGCCAGAAAGGAACAGACCUGCUUCACUGGUGGACCAACUCUGAGAAGGCAGAUGACAUCACAUCCUGUUAUGUCUGCUGCACAGGGGGGGAAAAAACAGGUGUAACAUGAAGGGAAGUUAAUUUUAUUUUUCUAGUAGGAAGCACUUUAACUUUAUUUAACUCCAGACCAGUUCCAGCUGGUUUCUUUUAGUUAUCCAGGAUUUAUGAAGCGAGUUGAAUGAGACAUUAAAUUGUUAAGUUUAGCUUAGUGGAGCCUGACUAAGUCCUUUUAAACUGUUUCUAAUCCUUCUUUCUUGGCUGCUGCUGCAUUCAACCUCUAACUCUAGAGAGGGAAACAUUCCUUGGUUUAAGCUGCACAAUAAACCAGGUUCCCAGUCUGAACCAGGAUCCCAGUCUGAACCAGGAUCCCAGUCUGAA